Molecule: messenger RNA, 8394 nt
Organism: Cheilinus undulatus (humphead wrasse)
Lineage: Eukaryota; Metazoa; Chordata; Actinopteri; Labriformes; Labridae
Product: transmembrane protein 125
Exons: 3
Coding region: 1913-2611 (232 amino acids)
Source: RefSeq, a predicted model, not a curated record
GAGAGAGGAGAGGAGAGGGAGACAGGACAGAGAGAAGGGCUGACCGAGGAGCACGGAGCACCUUCACGGACUUCACUGGACACUGUGAUCCGGACCCGAGAGGGGGACGGUAACAUGACAUGGAAUGAUCGGUGCUGGGACUUAGUGACCGUGGAGAGAGGAGGGAAAUGAGGAUUAAUAUCGAAGUAGAUCGGCGAGAUAUACGGAACAGGAGAGGGCGAGGGAGAUCAGCUGAGCGCACAGGUUUUCCCUUGUGAUCCCUGACAGAGCAAGGACAGCGACACUGACUCAGCCUUUGUCUCCUCAAUGCUUCCGGACAGAGUGAGGCGCCCUGGUUGCUGCUGCUGUCCAUUGUGACUGCGGAGAAGAAAGAAAGAUCCAGCUUGUCUGCAUAAAGACCUAUUCAGCAUCAUUUCUUUCUGCCAGCAACACCGUGCACCCGGUGAAGUCUCAGCACUAUCUUUAGCCUAGAGCCUCUUACUUUAUCCCAGGCCCCCUCUCCUCUUACACCCGUAUCCCCAUCCCACUCUUAGCCCUUUUCCCUCUUCCCAGCGUCAGCCUCAGCCCUCUGCCCCACUCGGAGUCCCAGAUGACAGCUCAGAAACAUCCGUUCCCCUCCCACUCUACACGAGUCUUCUUUCCUCUCCCUCCAGCCCCCGUGGCGCUUGGCACCGAUGCCCAUCACAUAGACAGAUGGAGCCAACCCUGACCCCUCUCCUCGCCCGCAGGGACGCCAAGAGAAUCAACGCCUGACUAGAGGAGGGGGGGGUGAGCGGGAGCGUGUGUUGGGACAGGGAGGAGAGUAUUGCUUUGUCACCACAGCAACACGUCGCCCUGACUCCUGUGGACUCUCCUUUAGGCCAACCCAAGGCCCUCGGCUGAAAAUGCAACGCAGCAGGAAAUUCAGCAAAAGGACCUCAUUUUUCCUCCCCUAAAUUUGACAUACUCUGACUAUUUGGCAGAGAUAUUUCGUUGUAUGUGUUCUGAAGAGACAGGAACAUUGUCAAAGCCUAUAUAUAGAGAACAGCAUUCAAGUAGGGAAACCACGAGAAGACAAUCCCCUAAUCUGACAAAGGAGAGUCUGCCAUUCAGAAAAACUUACAUUUUGACCUUCAAACUCCCCUUUGCCUCUAGCCUCUGAGGUAAAAGUUGCAAAAGCCUGGGAAAAAUACUGCUUGUUUUACUUGCAGAAGCCCUUUUUUUACUGGGCUUUCCAAGCCUUGACAGCAGAAAGAUAAUUCAUACGGGACUGCAGUCUGAUCUUCCCUGGAUGUGCAUGUUUGCCUUUUCCAAAGCUGCAGGCCCUCUCUUCUACCUUGUCCAAUAUCCAUUUUGUUUUCAUGCCAUUUGCAGCCUCAUUCUCCUGACUAUUUCCACCUGCAUUUUUUACAAGAAACAAGAUUUUGGCUGCUGCACCGCAUCUGGAUGUUGUUGACGUCUUCGAACCCUCUGAGCUGACCUGCAUUUUGAUUAGCCUUUAAUGCCAGACAACCAAUUUUAAAGGAACCAGGAAAUCAACAAUAAAAUGAGACACUAAUGGCCCUGUAAAAUGAAUUCAGCCGGCUGACAUAACAGAGGGGGGAAUACCGGAGUCCCAAAGCUUCCCAGGUGAGCGUGAUCAUCCUGGAGUUUGCUUCAGACGGUGUCUCUAAAGAGUUUUGGAACAGUUAACGUACUUUGAAAUCAUUCAUACAGGACCAGGAGACCAACCUGAGGAUUGAGGACAAUAAACUGAAUCACAAACUUCUACAAAUUACAGACCAACUCCCAUGAUUUUGAGCUUUUGAAUUAUACUUUUUGCUGAUCUUGGUACAAUCUUGGCGACUGUAGGUGACUGAGAUAAGGAUAGAAAGGAUUAUCAGUUACCAGUGGUGGUGGCGUCCUCACUGAGCAGGGCGGGAGCGGCAAGAGGAUGCCUGAACUGGACAACUUUUCCCCCCUGAGGGGUCCCAGAGGCCCUGAGCUGGGCCUAAACGGUCCCGCAGACCCGCUUCGGAUUCAGCACAGCAUCCUGGAAGAGCAGGUGGAGCUGUGGUGGUUCAGAGAUCCUGGAAAGUCUCUGCUCUGCUACUGCGUGGCCGUGCUCCUGAUCCUCGGCUGCGGGCUGGGCGGAGUCGGCCUUCUCUCCACCACCACCAGCGUCUCGAGCGAAUGGCGGCUGGGGGCAGGGACGGCCCUCUGCCUGCUCGCUCUGGGAGUCCUCCUCAAACAACUGCUGAGCUCGGCUGUGCAGGACAUGAAUUGCAUACGAAGCAGGCAGCGGAUCGACAUGCUAAAGAGUGGCGGUUUAUCGGACCUCCUUGUGGUUUUGAUUACUGGGCUGUCGUUGCUGAUCUGUGGAGGGGUUCUGCUACAUCUGGCCCUAGCAAACCACAUGCCGAAACCAGGCCAAGCCCUUAAUGACAUGUACAUCUCUGGAGUGGUUUUGCUAGCAGGAGGGGGGGCUGCUGUUGUGGGUGUUGGGAUAUACUCUGUUGUGGUGAUCCUGCUUGAAAGGACAAGGCCUGGGCGAAGGCUGGUGGACCGGGUUUUGAAUGUCUUCACCGUUUCCGGACACAUGGACCAUCAGGCUCGCAGAGAGACUACCUCCAGUCUGGCUAAUCUCAUAUGAGAGCUCACUAAACUGUGUAUUCUUCUCCUUUGUCUUCAUGACAGAACAUUGUCCUCAUCAAAAUUACAGCUGCUUUAUUCCCAAAUAUAACAAGAGGCGUGAUUUAAACAAGAUUCAUCACUUUGAGGCUUCAGCUUCAGCUGAUGAGACUGUGUUUGAGGAGAGGAAUCUGAAAUAUCUGCUUGGUGAAGAUGCAAUAAGCUAAUAUCAGUCACAUAGAAAAUAGAAAAUGAUCACUGAAGAAUAACAGCAACAGCUAUGCUUAAAAUGCAGCUCAAAUUGUCUCAUUUCAGAUCAGUUGUUGACAUGUGAAAAGAUACAAAAUUUACUUAAAAAAGAGAUAUUUGGAAGCUUAAAUCAGCAUUUUAUUUUCUGUUCUCUAAAUCUUACUCCACUCACACAGGAUGAAUGCGAAAAUACUGGUGCCUGGGGUAUUUUGGCACGGGCAGUGUUAGUAUGCAGGACGCCAACAAAACAGCAUGAAAGUAGUAAAAAAUGUUGAUUUAAGUGGUUUUUAGGGAGAUUCAGUGGAGUGAAAAGCACAUAGAUGAACUGUGGGUUCAAAACAGAGGUGAAAACUUUUGUUACCUUUGUUAUAGAACAGGUACAGUGGGCUGGAAGUAAACACAGAGAAGUGUAUGAGCACAGCUUACAAUUACAUUUGAUAUUCUGGUGUCUAAUUCAAUCCACUUAUAUAUAGAGCACAUUUUAAAAGACAGUCGUCCACCAAAGUGCUGCACAGUGACUUAAACACAAAAAAAAAUCCAUCAACAGCAAAAAUUAAAACACUCAAUAAAUAAGAACAUUAAAGCAGUGGAUUGGAUACUGGUAUAAUCAAUCAUCUCUGUACAAUUUCAAGCAAAAGCUGUAAACUCUCAAGUCUACGGCUGGAGAUAUACUUGCUUACACAGAUGCAUGAUUGCUGCCAUGUGCCUUGGUUUGGUGCAUCAAACAACUCCUCAAAACUUAAGGUGAACCAGACUGGAGAUGCUGUCUGUAUGUGUGGUAAAGGCAGACAAGGUGUGACAGUCAAGACAGCAGCAGAGAAACAACAGCUGGAGGUUUCGAAGACAGACUGAUAAACCGAACCCACAAUUAUCCACAUGUACCCAUGUACACAUCAUCACUGCAAACAGACAAACAUGCCUGUCUAACUAGCUGAGGACAGAUAAAUGCUGUUUUAAAAGUCAGUGUUAAACUGGAAAAACACUGAAAAUAAGGUAGAUGUUUCAGUUCAACCAGCGACCGUGUAAACUGGUGACUUUCAGCGCAUCUGUGGCUGUUAGUAUUAGGGAUGCAUGCAGUUAGCUGUCUUUAUGGUCAAACUUAGAUUCUCUUGAAUUGGCGCAAGAAUUACAAAUCAGUUAAACUCAUUUUUUAGAAUUUCAGGCCCACAAUCAAAUGCUCCAUCUUGACUGUAAUGCAGUGGCCCGCCACAAGACUGUAGAUUCCAGACUCCCCCUUUCGCAGACUGUUAUAAGAUGCUGUCACUGUCAGAACAGACGUGCCCUAAUUUACCGGUACAACAUAUUUACUGUUUAAGAUUUUUUUUUUUUAAUUCAACUUAAUUCAUAAACAAAGUUUGACUGUUACCAUCAUGAAAUAAGUACAUUGCAAACAUUACAGACGAAUCAACAUUUCAUAAAUGAAACAGGAAAAAUGUCAGAGGUCUAACUAGGGAUCUGACGGUGGCACACUUUAGCUUUGUUAGCUUUAGCUAAAGGGCUAAACAUAGCUACACUAGCUAUGUGGUUACUUGGCUAGAUAAGCCAAUCCAGCUACAUUAGCUUUAGUAAUGUAAGCUUUUGCAAAUGUAGCUAAAUCUAACGUAGCCACACAGAUAGCGUAGCUACAUACAGUAGCUUACGUGGCCAAGGUUAGUAUUAGUAUAGAUAUCCAUGAGUUGCUCCAUUAUCUACUUUGCUUAGUCAGGUAAUGGAGAUGCUUAAGCUAUGCAAGAUACAUUUGCUACAUUAGAAUGUUUUCAUGGAGGACAAGGGUUUUUCCUGUAAGCAACAGUUUAUUAAAUGUUUUGUAAUCAGGUUUUGCAGGUUGGGUUUUUAACUUUUCGUAUCCUGUUACCUUAUUCCUUACCCUAAACUAACGGCAUGUUUAAUCCAAUUUUAUUUUGAAAGUUUUAGCAUGUAUUUCUGUUCUGAGAGAUGUGGUGUCUCACACAUACGGUCUGCCACAGGAGGCAGCAGAGAGCUGAGGUCUGCAGCCAGACUCUUCUCUUCCACUUGUAGCCACCUUAGCUCAAGUUUAAGGCCUAUUAAUGCUCUACGUUUGAAACAGAUAUGGAUACAGAAUGAGUUUUCAAUCUGGACCGUGUGUUCAGUUCAUCCGUGUUUCAUCUAUUCUCUUGAAAAUAGUCACAGCAGCAAAACAUAAUAAAAAGAUGUUGAAAAUGGCAAAACUUGAACAAACUUACUGUGGACACUUUGCUUUAUCUGGUAUAAGUUGUUAAAAACUAGCUCACCUAGGCACAGAGACAUACAGCUCCAACAAAACAGCUGGGCAGAGGACAGACAUAUCAGCAACCACUGAAUUGGGGGACAGUUCCUUGUUCCAUUUGAAAUGCACGGAUCUAUAUACGUACGAACAUAGAGCAUAAAUAAGCCUUAAUGGCUACUGCCUUGCUGCCAUAAUACUCUUGGACUUUAUGUAAACAAAGGUGAACUGAUAGAAUUGAUGGCAUGUUAUAGAAACAGCAAAGUUAAGCACAAUUUUGAUCUAGAAAAUGGGGUUAAAGUUGUAUGUAGGCUGUGUCAGGUUAUACUCAAGUAUAACCAAAGCAUUGAGUGAUGAUAUUCAGCGCAGGACUAGUGACCAGCAGUGAUAGCAUUGCUAAAGUUAGCAACAUUCUGCAAACCAGCUUCACACAAUUUACCAACUGCCAUUGUGACCGGUCUAUAAAAAAUAGUGCUCAAUUUUGACUGUUUCAUGAGAACCUUUACUUUAGUCAACAAAACACAGUUAAAAUAUUAGUUUAAUCAGAUGUGAAAUUACUCCUAACAUCACUAGUUUGUAAUGGUUUAGUUUUUGAUUAAUUACAUCACUAAUAAAUAUGUUUGGAUAUUGUAAUGAAAACAAAUCAAAGGUUAUUCAUGAGGACUGCUGUUUUUGUCGGCUGCUCUUACAAUCAAAUCUACAAAAAGUCAGCUGAAAUCCACCUGUUAGUACUGUCACUGACUAAACCAAUUCACAGGGAGAGGUAGGUCCAAAGGCAAAAGAAAAUGAUUUAGAAACAAAGUGCAAAUGGCGCAUUCUGACCACAAAUUAUCAUUCUGAGCUGAUCUGAUGUCACUUUCAACUGUAGAAAUAACAGAAAAGCCAUCUCUUAGAGUGUUAUCACGUUUGUAGUUUACAUCCCUCACAUCAUGUAGAUGUCUACAGCCUGAGUCCUCUUGUGCGGUUUCUAGAGUUUUCCUCCAGUAACACGUGUCAUGUAUGAGCACGUAUAUUCACAAGAACCCUCAUGACAGCUGGAUACAUAUGGGACAGGGUGAAACAGCGAGUAUAUCUCCAGCCUAAAGAGUUAUAGAGACACCUAUAUAGAAAACUCUUCUGAAAUAGACAUUUCAGAGGUUAUAGCAGCUAUUAAAAUGCAGCACAAUGGAGGAAAAUCUGCAUUUAUUCUACAAACCUUUUGUUGGACCAAACAUCUACUUGCAACCUGCAGGAUUAUUCUAAGAUAAUAUUCAUAAGAGUACCAACAGAGGGGUUUCCAUCCACCAGUUUUAUGCACAUUUUCAUUUUGCACAUAUAAAAUGGGCAGGAAAUGCUGGAAAAUUGGGGAAAAUGGAAAUAUUACAGAAAAAGUUGGGAAAAGUCUAUUUGUUAAAGAUAAGCGAUUGUUUUGCAUUGGACAGACAUUGAGAAAAUAACCAAUGGCUUCCCCGUUUUAAUACACUGAAGAAAAAGUCUGUUCAACACUCAUUAUUUCAUCUGAUAGAUCCUCCUUUGUUUUAUCUUUUCACUAGCUUCAAUGAUAUAGCCUUUGCAACAAGACACUGAGCCCUCCUCUUGUGCUGUAUUUAUAAUUUUUCCCCUGAGAGGAACUGCUUACUGCUUGACCUAUUAACUCCUAAUAUUUGCACAACACUACUAGAUGGAGAAGUGCAUAAAUUAGCAUUUUCUCCUUGCCAAAUUUACGGAAAAAAAAUCUAAUUUUGAAAGGAAAUCCCACUAAUAUGAAGGGUAACCAUAAAAGAAAGAUUUAAGUAUGGCUGAUAAGAAGAAAACAUUUUUUAUUGUAUAGGGGAUUUUUUGUCGAAGGGUAAACUAUUGAAAUAACUCUUAUAUGAGCUGAUUUCUUCCUUAGUUUAACAUUAAUCUAUCAUAAUAAAGCCAGUGUGUCUAUGGAGUUUGUGACAGACAUUAAUGUAUCUUUUGCUGCCUGUAAACAUGAUAUAAGACAAUAUGAUUGUUGGAUUUCACAGCACUUUACAAUGUCAAAUUAUUUAUUUUUUGUGUCAUCACAGUAUUGUCUUAAUUAUUCAUCCUGCAGCACCUGCUUUAAUCGAUAUUUUUAUAUUAACACUACUUUGUUUCACUGGUGAAGUUUUACUGUGCUGGAAUCAUGAACCUCCAAUCUCCUCAACUCUUUCUUUUUUAGCUAUGCAGGUCAUUGUUAAAUCAUGUGAUUUAUUCAAUGUUUCAUCAAUAAUUGUGGGUAAUAUUUUAGCCAUAAAUCUGAUAACCCGCCUUUCACCCUGUUUAGGUCCACUCACCAUCAGCAGAAUGACUACUAUGAUCUACUAUGUGGCCCAUGUGCUAGCUUGCUAGCAUCUCGGCCAAAGAUCAAAUGUUUUCUUCAGAAAACAGAAGAUAAAGAGCUACUGGACUUCCUCUCAGUAAACUGAACUCAGAGGCUCAUAAAGACUGACUUUGACUUUACCAAGAGCAGCUGAUGGACAUGUCAUUGUCAACUUUUGUCUCCAAUCAGACAGUCAAAAAUUCAAAGAAGCCAAUAAACAUUAAAGUGUUUAACUUGAUUUAGAGGUGCUUUUUUCUAUAAGGAAUUAUUGGUUUGAAUCUAGUCUUGACACAGUGGUUGAAUGCAUCUGGCAACAUCUGGAGUUGAAAAAUGAAACCAAAGCAGAAGUGCAAAAAAAUGCAGAAAAAUACAAAAUAGUUGACACUUUAACUUUUUGACAUUUUGGACGCUUACAGGGACUCUGUUUACAUGCUAAAAUCAGGAAAAUUCAAGCCAUAACUCUGCUUUAGUAAUGUUUAAAUAUUGUUAAAUCUAUGGUAGUGGAGAUUCCAGAUUUCAGGAUUAAAGUCUAAAAAAUACAGACAACUGACUACUUUAAUUGGCAGCAUGUCUGUCCGUCACAUUUUCCAGCCUCACGAUUGCCCCAAUUGUUCUUGAUUCCUGUCAGAAGACUUCUUCGCUGCACUGGUUUGAAGCUGGUGCCAUAUAAAAAUCAUAAAUAUCUACAGAUUUGCUAUAAGUUUGUUCUACCCCUCCAAAUUUACAUCACUUCCCCUGUGUAAUACAUACACUCACUCUACCACAAUGCCGAAGAGGAGACGGCCUUUGCUCUCAAACACACAAUAAAAGACCCAAACUAGACCAGGUUCAUGACUUUAGCUUUUCUUUACAACUGAGAGAGAAAGUGGCAGGGCUGGAAAACAACUUGACAAAGAAAUGUAUUUGGCAUGCCUAGAUGAGAUGAUACACCUGCUCCACAAUGCCUGAUUAAAGUAAGCUCUCUCUAAAGCACUGAUAACACCGGUGAUGUGUCACAUGUUGGUGUGAGAAAUCAUGGUUUAUU